Messenger RNA from Diaporthe citri, 1686 nucleotides. RefSeq lists its product as uncharacterized. Gene Ontology annotation, biological process: response to oxidative stress. The coding region runs from base 1 to 1686 and encodes 561 amino acids. The transcript has 4 exons. Lineage: Eukaryota; Fungi; Ascomycota; Sordariomycetes; Diaporthales; Diaporthaceae. The record is from RefSeq and is a predicted model, not a curated record. Gene Ontology annotation, molecular function: heme binding; oxidoreductase activity, acting on single donors with incorporation of molecular oxygen, incorporation of two atoms of oxygen; peroxidase activity.
AUGGCCUCUCAAGCUCUAGGUUCGACACCUCGACCGUCUUUUUUGGACCGCGUUGGGAUCUGGACAUUCAGCGUCGUGAACAAAUUUGUCGCAUGGCACAAGCUCCCAGGGCUCAUUGGUACACUGCAGCUAUACCUUUUCCGUGUCGAACUACGCGAGCAAAACCUCUACGAUGGCUACGCUUCUACGUCCGAGCAGGGCAACGCCCAUGAUUUCCCGCUUCCGAAUGAUCGAUUUCUGCACGCGAGGAAUUCUGAUGGCACUUACAACUCACUGGAAAUGCCUCUAAUGGGCUGCUCCGGUAUUCGAUUUGGGCGCAACUUCUCAAGGAAGGAAACUGGAAAGCCGACUGAGCGGGACCUCUGGACUCCCAAUCCCCGCAUCGUGAGCGAACGGUUCAUGAAGAGGGACAAAUUCAUACCAGCAACUAGCCUGAACCUCUUGGCCGCUGCCUGGAUCCAGUUCCAGAUCCAUGAUUGGUUCAAUCAUGAGACCAGCGAGGAGUCUUUUGAGGUUCCUCUCCCAUAUGGUGACUCCUGGCCAGGCGGAGAGAUGAAACUACCACGAACAAAGCCAGACAAAAUUUUAGACCCGUCCGACUCCGAAUGCCCCGGCUACAAGAACGUCAAUACGGGCUGGUGGGACGGUUCUCAGAUCUAUGGAUCAAGUGAGAUCUUGACCAAGCAACUCCGUGACAACAGCCCAGACGGGAAGCUGGAACUGGACCAGAAGGGAGCCGUUGCCUUUCUUCCCCGCGACGGGAAUGGAAAUCCACUCACUGGGUUCCACGACAACUGCGCCGAUGGAUGCGGCUGGGCUGACUUUAUUCCUAGAGACCAGAUUUUCGACAAGGCGCGACUGAUCAACUGCGCCUUGAUGGCGAAAAUACACACAGUGGAGUGGACACCAGCGAUCCUGGCUCACCCUGCCUUAAAGAUCGCCAUGAACGCGAAUUGGUGGGGAUUGGCAGGAGAAACCUUGAACAAGCUAGUCGGUCGGAUAUCGAAGACGAGUGAGGCUGAUCCCUUCGUUGGGCCCAAGGCACUAUCCUUUGCCGACGCUUUCUAUUCAUUCGGAAUCAACUAUCCCGGUGCCAUCACGAACCACAAUUAUCCAGACUUCCUCCGCAACCUGACCACACCGGAUGGCAUCCCAACUCGCGACCUGGGCACCGUCGACAUCCUCCGCGACCGAGAGCGCGGAGUCCCGCGGUACAACCAGUUCCGUCGGCUCCUCCGGAUGCCAGCGCCCAAGACAUUCGAAGAGCUUGUCGGCGGCGUGAAAGGUUCAAGCCAAGCCGCCAAGGACCGGGCGGCGCUGGCGCGGGAUCUGGAGGACGUCUACGGCGGCGACAUCGAGGCGGUGGACGUCCUGGUCGGCAGCCACAGCGAGCCGCUGCCCAAGGGCUUCGGGUUCAGCGACACCGCGUUCCGGAUCUUCGUCUGCAUGGCUUCGCGGCGGCUGAAGAGCGAUCGCUUCAUCGCCACUCAGUGGAACGGCGAGACUUAUACGCCUGAGGGGCUCAAAUGGGUGCAGAACAGCACUAUGCGGGAUGUGUUGGUUAGGAACCUCCCUGAGUUGAAGGAUGCGUUGCCGCCAUCUGGUAGCAACAUGUUCGCUCCUUGGCCGAAAUUGUCGGCUUCGAAAAGCUACACUGGGAAGGAGACUAAUGCUCAAAGUUCUUGA